CCCGUCCACCAAUCCAGCUCAGCCCAAAAGAGUAGUUCGAACAGUUCCUCUGAGCGGAACUGAGCUGAGCUUGUCGACCCCUAAUCUUUAUUACACGUCUUUAAUUGUUUUAACCAGUGCAUUGGAUAAAUUUUUAAAUUUCUCUGCAUUUGGAAUGUACCUUAAUUUAGUAAUUAUCGAGGUUUUGCCUUUGAUUUCAAAAAUUACCAAUUCUGAUUUCUAUAUUUUCUUCAGAAAAAAAUUAAUAGGUUUUCUACAAGCUCUUUCAAAAUAUAUUAAAGAUGGAUUUUAUAGUUGUUCCGAUUCGUAAAAUAAAAAUGAAACUUUGAAAAAAUCUAAAAACUCGGACAUUUUAAUGCAGAAUCUACUUAAAGAGAGAUACAUACUUGGAAAUAUAGAGUUAAUAUUAGAUGUGAGUUGAUUGACUAAACUGUUUUUUUUAAUUAUUUUGUUGUUUCCUUUUCUGCUUAAAAAAGUUGGAUGAAAAGUCCGAUUUUUCAACAUAAAUUAACUUUAUUCAAAAUUUCACAUGGGAAAUAUUUUAUUCAAAACAUUUUAUCUAUAUCUAUAUAUAUAUAUCCGAAGGAUGUUAAGUAAAUAAUAAUUUCAGCCAUCUCAUUUUUUUUUAAAAGAAUUUAAAAACUUGUUGUUUUCUUUAAAAAAAUUCAAAAUUCAAAUUCUUUGUAUGGCAUUGAUGAAAUAAGUUAUUUAAACAUGAAUUUUAUUUCUCAUUAAAAGACAGCAUCAAUUUUUGAAAGACAUGAUUAUCUAACUGAACCAACAGGUUAUUGUGAACAUUGUUUAAAUAUACUACAUCCAAAUAAAGAUCGAUAUUAUUCAUGUGAACAAUGUCCAUCUAGUUUUGAUAUUUGUAUGAAAUGUAUAAAUUUGAUGAAAACCGAACAUGCACCACAACAUUCAUUUAAAAAAGACAAUUAUUCAAUGAAUGAAGCUAUGAUGAUACAUUAUAAUACAUCAUGUGAUGGUUGUAAAACAGUAAAUUUUAAAGGUAUCAGAUAUCAAUGUGAUGAAUGUCGUGAAAGUUAUGAUUUAUGUGAAUCGUGUUAUCAAAAAAGAAAUAAUUUACAUCCUAAUCAUAACUUUAAAAUUGUUCAAAGUCCAUUAUUACGACUUAAUAAUCGUAUAUUAUUAGCUAGACGUGCAAUUCAAGUAUUUAAACAAUUUCCAAAUCUACAAUAUGAUCCUGUAACAGGUUAUACAUUGAAUGAUGCACAACAAGUAAAAGAACAAGAAGAAGAAAAAAUUGAAUCAGUUUUGGGAACAACGUUUACAAGAAGCAAAAAAGGAUCUGGAUCAUAA
Rotaria sp. Silwood2 is the source of this 1320-nucleotide messenger RNA. The record is from the annotation of a GenBank genome assembly. NCBI's taxonomy places the organism in Eukaryota, Metazoa, Rotifera, Eurotatoria, Philodinida, Philodinidae.